Molecule: messenger RNA, 459 nt
Organism: Solanum pennellii
Lineage: Eukaryota; Viridiplantae; Streptophyta; Magnoliopsida; Solanales; Solanaceae
Exons: 2
Coding region: 1-459 (152 amino acids)
Source: RefSeq, a predicted model, not a curated record
AUGUCGUCUGUAGUACAAGAUGAUAUGACAAAGGAAGAUGAGGUACCAAUAGAUAGUGGAGAGUUGGUGGAUGCAACUAUCAAAGAAGCAGAGUUAUCCGAGAAAGUGGUCCCCAUUCCUAGACCUCCACCACCAUUCCCACAGAGAUUAGUGAAGAAUAUGAAAGAUGGUAAAUAUAGGCAAUUUAUCACUAUGUUGAAACAUCUUUCCAUCAAUGUCCCGUUUAUAGAACCUUUGGAACAAAUGCCCGGUCAUGUUAACUUUAUGAAGGACAUGGUAGAAGAGAAAAAAGAGGAUCCUGGCACCUUCAUUGUUCGGUGUAAGAUAGGGUUGCUACACUUCGUUAACGCGUUGUGUGAUGUUGGAGAGAGCAUAAAUCUCAUGUCAUUGUCCAUUUAUAAGAAUUUGGGUAUGCGAGACCCAAAGCCUACUACAAUACGAUUACUGAUGGCCGAUUAA